This is a messenger RNA of Bombus impatiens (common eastern bumble bee), 2115 nucleotides long. RefSeq names its product arginine kinase (gene Argk1). The coding region runs from base 892 to 2016 and encodes 374 amino acids. Lineage: Eukaryota; Metazoa; Arthropoda; Insecta; Hymenoptera; Apidae. Gene Ontology annotation, molecular function: creatine kinase activity. The record is from RefSeq and is a predicted model, not a curated record. Gene Ontology annotation, biological process: phosphocreatine biosynthetic process. The transcript is spliced from 5 exons.
CUGCUUAGUGAUAGCGUAGAGACUGUAGUGUUCACAUCACACGCGACACGCCGAGAAUUUUUCGCAAGUUCGACGCGCGCCCAAAGUAUUAUCGUUCUAUUCCGCGACACGAUAAUUGGAUACGUUACAAAACGCACACACUUAACGUGUAUAUACAUAUUAUAUAGAAGAGCGCGAGCGCGCGACCAUCUCGACAAAACGCACACAUAUAUAAUACGUACGCACAGGACAACGCAGGAGACAGACCGUUCGAAGGACACGCGAACAGAGAGAUAAAGUACCAGCGAAAAGGAUACUUCUCUCGUAUAAAAAAGAUACUAUCUACCUUCGAAGGAACAACGACCAUAUACGCACAUUCCUAACGACUGUGACUAAUUUUUAGAAGGCGUUCUUUUUGCGAGGAUUUUUCUCGCCGAACCGCGCUCUCUGAUCGUUCUCUUUCCUUCUUUCGAGACGAAAGUUUAUUCGCGAGAAGAAUAUUUCGACGGAUAAUCCCGUGAAGGGGGACAACGAUCGGCAAGACACAGGACCUUUGACUCUCUGCCAGGGGUGACUACCCCCCGUCGACGCCAAGGACAACCGGAAGUGCUUCGAAGUACACGCUACAUACACAAGUAUAGCGUGUCCCGUGUAUAACACGCGUUCGUUUUCCGUCCAUCUUGCCUCGUCGAGGAAGUGUGCCGCCACCCACACCCUCUCUUGUUCCCCCCCCGUGAACUUCCGGUCUCGAAGAUCCUCCUACAGGACGUUGGGGAAGGAGAAACGUGGUGAAGAGGUGAAGUUCGAUUAUCGAGAGGUGAACACACGAGGUUCACCGCUCUCUGUCAGUUUCUCGCUCGCUGUCUCUCUCGCCGGGGCGUCGUCAUCGUUGUCGUCGUCGUCGUCGUCGUCAUGGGCGGAUGUACCUCUAAGGAUACCACGUCGAACGACGACAAGAAAAAUAGCAAUAUGGUUGACCAGGCAGUUUUGGACAAACUGGAAGCUGGCUUCUCCAAAGUGGCUGGCUCUGACAGCAAAUCUCUGCUGAAGAAGUAUCUGUCCAAAGAGGUCUUCGAUCAACUGAAGACAAAGAAGACUUCCUUUGGAUCCACCCUCCUUGAUGUGAUCCAGUCUGGUGUGGAGAAUCUGGACUCUGGUGUCGGUAUCUACGCGCCUGAUGCUGAUUCUUACACAGUUUUUGCUGACCUCUUCGAUCCCAUCAUUGAAGACUACCAUGGUGGCUUCAAGAAGACUGACAAGCAUCCACCAAAAGACUUUGGAGACGUCGAUAGCCUUGGCAACCUUGACCCAGCUGGUGAGUUCAUCGUCUCCACCCGUGUAAGAUGCGGCCGUUCUCUGGAAGGCUAUCCAUUCAACCCCUGCCUGACUGAAGCUCAGUACAAAGAAAUGGAAGAGAAAGUCUCUAGCACUCUGUCUGGCUUAGAGGGUGAACUCAAGGGAACUUUCUAUCCUCUAACUGGUAUGAGCAAAGAAGUUCAGCAGAAACUGAUCGACGACCACUUCCUGUUCAAGGAGGGUGAUCGCUUCUUGCAAGCUGCCAAUGCUUGCCGCUUCUGGCCCACUGGCCGUGGUAUCUACCACAACGAUGCCAAGACCUUCUUGGUCUGGUGCAACGAGGAAGAUCAUCUCCGUAUCAUUUCCAUGCAGAUGGGCGGUGAUCUUGGACAGGUCUACCGUCGUCUGGUGAGCGCCGUGAACGAGAUCGAAAAACGACUUCCUUUCUCCCACCACGACCGUCUUGGUUUCUUGACCUUCUGCCCUACCAACUUAGGUACUACUGUCCGUGCCUCUGUACACAUCAAACUGCCUAAAUUGGCCGCUAACAGGGAGAAGCUUGAAGAAAUUGCUGGAAAGUUCAAUCUCCAGGUCCGUGGUACUCGCGGAGAGCACACCGAGGCCGAGGGUGGUAUCUACGACAUUUCCAACAAACGACGUCUCGGUCUGACCGAGUAUCAGGCUGUGAAGGAGAUGCACGAUGGAAUCGCCGAGCUGAUCAAGCUCGAGAAAGAACUUUAAACAGCGCGCCAGAAAAAAGCAACCACGCGAUCAUUUCCCUCUUUUAUUCGCCCUUUAGACGUUCUUGAUACAUCGAGGAUCUCCUUUCCUUCGGAAAAC